GGAAGCCGAGCGGGGCUCUGAGCGAAGUCAGGGGGCAGUGGGAGCCUCGCUGUCCGCUGCGAUGAUUCCCCCGCAGGAGGCUUCCGCCCGGCGGCGGGAAAUCGAGGACAAACUGAAGAAGGAGGAGGAGACGCUGUCCUUCAUCCGAGACAGCCUGGAGAAGAGCGACCAGCUCACUAAGAACAUGGUGUCUAUCCUGUCAUCCUUUGAGAGCCGUCUCAUGAAGCUGGAGAACUCCAUCAUCCCUGUGCACAAGCAAACGGAGAAUCUGCAGAGGCUGCAGGAGAAUGUCGAAAAGACGUUAUCCUGUCUGGACCAUGUCAUCAGCUAUUACCAUGUAGCCAGUGACACUGAGAAGGUCAUCAGAGAAGGCCCCACAGGUAGGCUGGAAGAAUACCUGGGAAGCAUGGCCAAAAUCCAGAAGGCUGUGGAAUAUUUUCAGGACAAUAGCCCAGACAGUCCAGAGCUCAACAAAGUGAAGCUGCUGUUUGAGAGAGGGAAGGAGUCGCUGGAGUCUGAGUUCCGCAGUCUGAUGACCCGGCACAGCAAGGUCGUCUCCCCUGUGCUCAUCCUGGACCUGAUCAGUGGGGAUGAUGAACUGGAGGUCCAGGAAGAAGGGACCCUGGAGCACCUGCCUGAAAGUGUACUCCAGGAUGUGGUCCGCAUCUCCCGCUGGCUGGUGGAGUACGGCCGGAACCAAGACUUCAUGAAUGUGUACUACCAGAUUCGCUCCAGCCAGCUGGACCGCUCCAUCAAAGGCCUAAAGGAGCAUUUUCGCAAAAGCAGUUCUUCCUCUGGGGUUCCCUACUCCCCUGCCAUCCCCAACAAGAGGAAAGACACACCUACCAAGAAGCCCAUCAAGCGGCCAGGGACGAUCCGUAAGGCUCAGAACCUUCUGAAACAGUAUUCCCAGCAUGGUCUAGAUGGGAAAAAGGGGGGCUCUAACCUCAUUCCUCUGGAAGGUCACGAGCAUGAUUUCCGAGUUAAGCACCUGUCCGAGGCCCUGAACGACAAGCACGGGCCACUGGCCGGGAGAGAUGACAUGCUGGAUGUGGAGACAGACGCCUACAUUCACUGUGUCAGUGCCUUCGUCAAGCUGGCCCAGAGUGAAUACCAGCUACUGAUGGACAUCAUCCCCGAGCACCAUCAGAAGAGAACCUUCGACUCCUUGAUUCAGGAUGCACUGGAUGGGCUGAUGCUUGAAGGGGAGAACAUCGUGUCGGCUGCCAGGAAAGCCAUCAUCCGCCAUGACUUCUCCACAGUGCUCACAGUCUUCCCCAUCCUGCGGCACCUCAAGCAGACCAAGCCUGAGUUUGACCAGGUGCUCCAGGGCACAGCAGCCAGCACCAAGAACAAGCUGCCUGGCCUCAUCACCUCCAUGGAGACCAUUGGAGCCAAAGCACUAGAAGACUUUGCUGACAACAUUAAGAAUGAUCCAGACAAAGAAUACAACAUGCCCAAGGACGGCACCGUGCAUGAGCUCACAAGCAACGCCAUCCUUUUCCUGCAGCAGCUUCUGGACUUCCAGGAAACAGCGGGUGCCAUGCUGGCCUCCCAAGUUCUUGGGGACACAUACAAUAUUCCUUUAGACCCCCGAGAAACCAGCUCUUCGGCUACCAGCUACAGCUCCGAGUUCAGCAAGCGCCUGCUGAGCACCUAUAUCUGCAAAGUCUUGGGUAACCUGCAGCUGAACUUGCUGAGCAAGUCCAAGGUGUAUGAGGAUCCAGCAUUAAGCGCUAUCUUCCUACAUAACAAUUACAACUACAUCCUCAAGUCCCUGGAGAAGUCUGAGCUGAUCCAGCUGGUGGCUGUGACCCAGAAGACUGCUGAGCGUUCCUAUCGGGAGCACAUCGAGCAGCAGAUCCAGACCUAUCAGCGGAGCUGGUUAAAGGUGACCGAUUAUAUCGCAGAGAAGAAUCUACCAGUCUUCCAGCCUGGAGUCAAGCUCCGGGACAAGGAGCGGCAGAUGAUUAAGGAACGUUUCAAGGGAUUCAAUGAUGGCCUUGAAGAGCUGUGCAAGAUUCAGAAGGCCUGGGCCAUUCCAGACACAGAGCAGAGGGACAAGAUUCGACAGGCUCAGAAAAACAUUGUCAAGGAGACCUAUGGGGCCUUUCUGCACAGGUAUGGCAGCGUGCCCUUCACCAAGAACCCUGAGAAGUACAUCAAGUACCGUGUGGAACAGGUGGGCGACAUGAUCGAUCGCCUUUUCGACACCUCUGCCUAAGCCUGCCAGCGUUCUGCCUGGCUCCACCACACUCACAUGUUGUUGGACUGGUAAACUAGUGUUAACAUACCUCCAGGCCAGGUGAGUCUGAAGUCCUUUGCGACAGAGACCUUUGCGCCCCACCCAGGAGCCCUGGCCUGGUGUUGGCAUCUCCCCUGCGGCCCACAUCUCCUGUCAGACCAGCACUCACCCAGAAUGUGGCUCCUUUCACACCUUGGGUUUCACAAUGAUGCACACCCAGCAGGGGCCACAUGAUGGCUUCUGAGGCAGAAGACAUGGAAGACAGAGACUGGUGCCCCCAGCUGCCAUGAGGAUACCAAGAAUGGGACGGCAGACUCCACCCUGGCCUGCUUCCAUCCUCUUCAGCCCACAGAUGUGAGCAGGCUCAAAGUGCAGGCCAAACGGCAGCCAGCAGACCUAGAGGAAAGGUUGUCAGUGUCGACCUCCUCUCUUGGAUUUAGUUCAUUGUCCACGGUUCUGGGCUCUGGGAUGUCCCACCUCCUGGGACUCCCUGGUGACAAGAGGCAGGAGAGCUGUCCUGGUCCCUUUGUAUCUGGCACACUGCAAGGUGUUCUGGACCACCCUGUGGGGACAGCCGCUCAGUCAUCUGUUCCCUGGUCCCCAGCUUCAGUACUCACUGGCCCAGGCAGUGAGUUGCAUGGGGCUUUAAGCUGAAUGCAUGCGGGACAGAGAACUAGUGGACAGAGGCGAGCAAUUCAGGAGCAAAGUGGGAGAUCAUGAGGGUAAAGUUAGGCUGUACUACUCAGGAUGGCAGUGAACAGCCAUGUUCAAGAAGGCAGGCCCUUACGGUGCAUUUGGGUGAUGGCUUGUUUUGCUUUUAUACAGAGAGGGGAGCUCAGGAUGCAUGAGCCUCCUGUUAGAGAAUGGAGCUGACGCUUCUCUGGAGACACUGCUCUAGCUCUCACCUGGCUGUAGGAACUAUGCUGCACCCUUAAUCUGUAUUCCUAGGCCCCACCCCAUUACAGACCAGCCUGCCCACCAGGAGGCUACCUUGCAAGGGGUUGGGUCAGACUUGCACAUGUCCCACAUCCAGACUGGCCACAUACACGAGCUGACUGCAUAUUGCAUUGGCCACAUACAUGAGGAAGAAGGUGUGCUCAACAACUGUAGCCCGGCCCUUCCUUGAACUCUUUCCUCCUUCAGGAUCUGCUGGCAGGGAAAGGAACUGUUCUUGGCUGCUCCAGAACAUUCCUCCAGAGCAGAAGGGUGAAAGACAGGGGUUCUUAGUCCAGAGUGUUCCUUCUUAGAUCCUCUACUAAUUAAAAUUUGGGCCUGGCUCUUCCUAAGCAUCCUCCAGUGGAAGAAGCACCCUUUUAGAGAAAUUUGCCAGGCAUGAACUUCUUUCUCUCAAGGGCAUGGCUCUGCCCUUCUUCAAACCUGAUUCUACCUGGGGAGGAUAAAGUGAGCCCCAGAGCCAGGCGCCAGCAGAGUAGAUGCUGAGAUCCCGCAGCACACCUAGACAGGAGUCUGGCCAGCUGUCGGUGUGCAGCUGAUCCUUCUGCUAAGUCUACUCCAGCGCCUCGUUCCUCAUGACCCCACACUCUCAGAUGGGCCUAGCCCUUGCCUACCUCCCACACUAGUCCUGGGUUCUUCUGAAGGUCACUCUUUUCCACUCUGGGCACGGGGUUGGGGCUGCUCUUGUCUCCAGGGUGUAUCUCGAUGCAGCCUUGGUGCGGAGGAAGAGCAACAGCAGGUGAAGAAGUAAACUGCCAAUGAAGGGACAGAGGCUGGCCCUGAACUGUCGAGUCUUAGUGACUAGGUGGGGCUGCGGGUGUGUGUGUGUGUGUGUGUCUUACUGAGCAGUGGAUUGCAGGAAGGGGAACUGGGCAGAGCCUGCCCUUGGAGGAGUGGAAGGCCAGGUAGCUAGCUGAGCAGCAGUGUUACUUCGUAGGCCAUGCACUCAGUGGUUCCAGCGCAGCAGACCCUCACACAUACCAGCUGACAGCAGUGUCUCCCUGGAAACCAGCCUGGCCAGGGUCGACUUGAGCCCUGGGUUCUUCAGGUUCAGCUUGGAAGGAAAAAGUGGCAUUUCCUGAGAUAUGGAGGGAGCAGGCAGAAAGGAGACUGCCAUGCCUCUGGGAAUAUACCAUCCCUCUCCCCUCCACCAGGCUCUACCAGCCUCUUCCCAGGUAGAAGUGUCACCUGGAGCAGGGCAUGGGAUGCUGGCAUGGGACCUGAGCUUUCAAGUCAUGAACUGCGUAUUCUCUCUUGACACAAUCUCGUCCAGCACAUGGGUGUGGAACACCAGCUCCACCACUGAAAGGGAUAGGAUGCGAAGUGUGAACUAGGGAGAGAGACUGAAGCCCACGGAAGCUGCAGGCUUCUGAUGGCCUCUGGGGGCAAUGGGAGAGGGAGCCAACCCACAGCUUUUCACAGCCUCUGAAAGCCCAUCAGAUGGCCUCCAGGUAACGAAGAGCCUUAGAUUCAGAGAUGAAUUUUCCUCCUGGAAAUAAAUGCACUUGGCAGCACCUCA
Peromyscus maniculatus bairdii (prairie deer mouse) is the source of this 4718-nucleotide messenger RNA. RefSeq names its product exocyst complex component 7 (gene Exoc7). Gene Ontology annotation, molecular function: phosphatidylinositol-4,5-bisphosphate binding. Gene Ontology annotation, biological process: exocytosis. NCBI's taxonomy places the organism in Eukaryota, Metazoa, Chordata, Mammalia, Rodentia, Cricetidae. Gene Ontology annotation, cellular component: exocyst. The record is from RefSeq and is a predicted model, not a curated record.